AUGCAUAGAGCCGCCAGUCGUCACGAUACUUAUUAUCCCCGUCAACAUCCUUACCCAGUGGAGGAACUGAGCGACGACAGUUUUGAUCACUUGCAGCCCCCACAACUACCACAAGUUAACUCACACAGCUCUGGCCAUCCCUAUCGCAGUUCUCUGUCGACACUUCCACUCUUAAAUAUUAACCAGAGCCUGGAACAAUCGCUACCUUUGCCACCAAUGCCAUCUCAUGGUGCUUUACAACGUGAUGGCAGCCUACUAACCCACCCAUAUCAAUCACUGCUGCGCACACUACUAGAUAACAAUAACAACCACCCAUCAAAACUCGAGAAACAGGAAUCGACCCAAGUUAAUGAUUUUGAAAUGUCUGAUUUUUCGAGACAGCCCAUGCCAGCACUAGAUCGGGAGCAAGAUGUCUAUGGUGGCUAUCGAAAUCCAUUUAUUGAAAAUGCAAGCCACCAGAGUGCAACAGAUUUACCUGAGCGCUCUACAACCAAUCCAUUUGAUGUUAAUGAUGAAUACAUUCCAGAGCCAAGUCGUAGAAUCAAAGGACCGGAAUACGAUUUGGAAAAAAAGAUGAGACACAAUGAACGAAAUCGGCUUCGUACACUUCGAAGCAAACCACGAUUCCAUUAUACUAAGCUACCGUACUUUACCAUGGUUGUUACCCUAAUACAGAUUAUAGUGUUUAUUGUGGAACUCGCAAAAAUGGCAAUACUUACUGGGUCCGGGUUUCAAACUAAACCAUAUUUUAACCCGAUGUUGGGCCCGUCGACGUAUUUGUUCAUCUACAUGGGAGCACGUUAUGUACCUUGUAUGCACCAAAUCAAGGGUGUCACCGAUGACACUUCUAUUCUUUUCCCAUGUGCCAAUUCAACCUCGGAAGAUACCUACACUUGCUCAUUGAGUGAUUUGUGUGGCUUAUCAGGAUUACCAACAUUUGACGAUGGAGAAAAAUACGCCCCUAAUCAAUGGUAUAGAGUGUUUAUUCCGAUUUUCCUCCAUGCGGGGUUCCUUCAUAUCAUAUUCAACUUGUUGUUGCAAUUAACAAUGGGUGCCUCAAUUGAGAGAAACAUCGGCAUUUUAAAGUACGCCAUCAUUUACAUAGCAAGUGGUAUUUCUGGUUUUCUUCUUGGCGCAAACUUUACGCCACAAGGAAUAGCCUCAACAGGGGCCUCAGGUGCCCUCUUUGGCGUAGUGGCUACGAAUAUAAUUCUUUUCAUCUAUACAGGAAGAAAGAAUACCAACAUGUAUGGCACAACCCACUACAAGCUAUUUAUAUUUUUCAUGGUUUGUGAAAUAAUCAUAUCCUUGGUGCUUGGAUUACUUCCCGGGCUUGAUAAUUUCAGUCAUUUGGGUGGGUUUGCCAUGGGUAUACUCACGGCAAUAUUGUUACUAAAAGAUCCAUUUUGGGUUUACAAGGAUGGAAUAAUUACAUAUGCACGCGAGCCAACCACAUGGCAGCAGUUUGUCAAUAACUGGAACCCCAUGUUUGCUUAUGAAGACAAGUUGCAGAUUCCAUUUUUGCUUUGGUGCGGUGCUCGAGUUGUUGCCUUGGCUUUAAUCAUUGUCUACUUUGUUCUUCUUUGCAAGAAUUUUUUCAAUGAUAAUUAUGACCUGUCUGAACACUGCAAAUGGUGCAAGUACUUUAACUGUAUCCCAGUUAAGGGGUGGUGUGAUAUUGGUGAAGUUACCGUUACUUCAGGUUCAUCAACUCCUACUGGAUCCUCCUCGACGGCCCAUCAAACAACGGUCCCAACUGAGGUGUAUUCCACAGCAGUUUAUACUACAAAUGCAGCGCAAACCACAUCAGAUAGCAGUAAUAGUGAGGGUUCUAAUGGUGGGUUCAAGAGACAGCUCGAUGCAUUUGAGGCAUCACCUGUGCAAGAUAGUAGCAGACAAGUGACUUCGGGGCAUUUUUCGCAGCAGUUUGGAGUUGGGGUUGGAUUGUACCUUACCAUAACCCUCCUUACCGUUGCCUUUAUGAAGAAAAAGAAGCUUAUAUAA
Lodderomyces margitis is the source of this 2004-nucleotide messenger RNA. RefSeq names its product Rbd1p (gene RBD1). The coding region runs from base 1 to 2004 and encodes 667 amino acids. The transcript has a single exon. Gene Ontology annotation, cellular component: membrane. The record is from RefSeq and is a predicted model, not a curated record. Lineage: Eukaryota; Fungi; Ascomycota; Pichiomycetes; Serinales; Debaryomycetaceae. Gene Ontology annotation, molecular function: serine-type endopeptidase activity. Gene Ontology annotation, biological process: proteolysis.